Molecule: messenger RNA, 1027 nt
Organism: Galdieria sulphuraria
Lineage: Eukaryota; Rhodophyta; Bangiophyceae; Galdieriales; Galdieriaceae
Product: translation initiation factor eIF-3 subunit 5
Exons: 1
Coding region: 121-999 (292 amino acids)
Biological process (GO): translational initiation
Cellular component (GO): eukaryotic translation initiation factor 3 complex, eIF3m
Molecular function (GO): metallopeptidase activity; translation initiation factor binding; translation initiation factor activity
Source: RefSeq, a predicted model, not a curated record
AUCAAGUUGUGUGUUGUUUUUGAAAGGACAACUUCUACAGAUGGAUGAUAAUGUAUUGAUUCCUUUUGUUGGGAUUGAGAACGGAUUGGUAUUAUAUUGGAAGAAAAGACAUCAUUGGCUAUGAACACUUAUUUGUAUCUCCGCGGUGAAAAGACUCGUUCUUUUGCUGUCGAUGUUCAUCCCGUUGUUUUGUUAAAUAUGGCAGACCAUCAUUUGAGAAGAACGGAACAACAACAUAGAGUCAUUGGGACACUACUAGGUAGAGUAAACGUCGACGGUACUGUGGAAAUCACCGAGUCUUUUCCCGUUCCUCAUAGCGAAACAUCGGAAGAAGUAGCAGUGGAUAUUGACUAUCAUAGGACUAUGUAUGAGCUGUCUCGUCGAGUGUCAACAGACGAAGUCAUCGGUUGGUACGCAACCGGUGGAUUACCAGAUGAAAACUCGGUAUUGAUUCAUGAGUUUUAUUGUAGAGAAUGUACGUCCGGAAUAGUUCCCGUGCACUUGUUGAUGAGCGGUGAAACAAAGUCCGACUUUGGGGUGAGGGCGUACAUCAGUUGUGGACUGAAGAUCGGUGAACAGUUAUUGAAUACCGAAUUUCAACCAGUAGAAGUUGGAGUGAUUUCCGGAGUACCUGAGGCAGUGGGAUAUGAAGGACUGUUGGAAAGUGGUCGCCAUGUUGAAAAAAGUGACUUGGCUUCCGUUUCUUCGGAAUUGGAUAAUCUCAAGUCAAGCUUGCAAAAAUUGCACAGUUUAUUGGAAAAAGUAGAGAACUAUGUGAGACAAGUAGUGAAAGGAACAAAGAAAGGAGAUAUAUCUGUUGGGAGAUAUAUAUCGGAUACGCUAUCGAUGAUACCACAGUUGGAUAACGCGAGUAUAAAGAAACUAUUUGGAGACCAGUUGAGGGAUCUCUUAAUGAUACUUUACUUAGAUAAGUUGACUUGGGCAAAUGUUCGAUUGGCAGAAAAGUUUUUGACAGUGGAACUGGAAAAUACGUCGUAGUGACUUGAAUAAAAAAACAACACGAUAA